CACAGGUUGGCAGCACUGUGCAGCAGCUGUCAAAGGCGAAGAAGAAGCAGAGUACUGACAGCAGGGCCGCAACAAAAUCGACGAGAAAACAUUUUACGAUGGGCAACGCUGUGAAUCACUAUCUGAGACCAGAUGUGACACCCGGUCCGGACGUGGUGCCCUCAUUCGACCCAAUGUUGGGAUUUGAGUCGCGCAAGGAGCGCGUCAUGAUCGCCACCCAGGAGGAGAUGGAAUCGGUGAAGCUGCCGCUCGAGGAUCGCGACUACUGUGCCCACAAGCUGAUCGCCUACCAGGCCUGCCGCUCCGACAAGUUCCCCUUCGUCUACCAAUGUGCGCACGAGAAGCACGAGUACUUGACCUGCGAAUACGAGGACUAUGUCCUCCGCAUGAAGGAGUUUGAGCGCGAGCGUCGACUGCUGGAGCGCCAGAAGCGCCUAAACAAGGCUGCCUAGGUCUGCACUUGGCCUUUGCUGUUAAUCCUUCACCCUCCAACACACCAAAACAAACAACCACGGCCCAGGCCACUAAGCUGCUGCUGCGUGCGGAGUGCAGGUUGCUGCAGCUGCCACUCCACACACACAACCACUGCCCGUUGCAGGCGAGCAUUUCCAGCUGGAAAUGUCAAUAAUAAACACCAUGCUAGUAAUAAUGUGGA
Molecule: messenger RNA, 655 nt
Organism: Drosophila subobscura
Lineage: Eukaryota; Metazoa; Arthropoda; Insecta; Diptera; Drosophilidae
Gene: ND-B18
Product: NADH dehydrogenase [ubiquinone] 1 beta subcomplex subunit 7
Exons: 2
Coding region: 99-452 (117 amino acids)
Cellular component (GO): mitochondrion
Source: RefSeq, a predicted model, not a curated record